AUGGAUCUGACGGUGAAGCUAAUGCUUCUUGAAGAAUCUUUGCCAGAUUCGAGCUCCGAGUCCGAGAGUGAAAUCAUGGACGUCGAAGAAGACGAGGUGAUGUCGAUGGUUGCUGAAUGGAUAACAUCAACCAACGUGAAGACCAGCCUGAAGCCGUGGCCUCGCCUCGCCGUCGACCCGGACCUCCCUCGCCGGCCUGCUUCUUCUCCGCCGUCGUCCCCGUCGACCACCCCGACCCCCGCUGCCCCCGUCCCUACGAAUCAUAGUGAGCCCCCCUUCCUCCUUUCCCCGCGGUCACCGCAGCUCACGCGCGCGCUCGCGCGUGGCCUUGCCUUGCUGCUGCUCCCCGUCACCUCUGCCUCGCGCACGUCGCCCUGCGCGCCCCAGACGCGCCCGGCUCGCGCCGCGCACUUGCACGCUGCCGUGCUCCGCGUGCCCCGUGCCCCUCUCGUUGCUGCCUCGCACCCCCUCUGCUCCCCGCGCCGACGUCCGCGCUCGUCGCACCCCUGUGCGCAUCCCCAGUCGUGCCCCACCACUGCUAGCCGACGGCCGCCAACUGCCCCGCGCCAGCACCCCCGCGACAACGGUGGCCGACCGCGCCUCCGCCGCCCUGUUCCCCUGCCACCGCAGCGCCCUGCUGCUGCCGCGCGGCCCCUGGCCGCCGGCGCUCGCGCCCGCGAGCCCCGUGGCUCUGCUCUGCUCCACCCCCCCCCGCCGCAUCGCCACCGCUCUGGAUCGACGUCGCCUGCCGUCGCCGUUGCCCUCUCGCCCCUCCUCUCCCUCGCGCAAGCCUGCCUGAAGCCGUGGCCUCGCCUCGCCGUCGACCCGGACCUCCCUCGCCGGCCUGCUUCUUCUCUGCCGUCGUCCCCGUCGACCACCCCGACCCCCACUGCCCCCGUCCCUACGAAUCAUAGUGAGCCCCCUUCCUCCUUUCCCCACGGUCACCGCAGCUCACGCGCGCGCACGCCCGCGCUCGCGCGUGGCCUCGCCUUGGUGCUGCUCCCCGUCACCUCUGCCUCGCGCACGUCGCCCUGCGCGCCCCAGACGCGCCCGGCUCGCGCCGCGCACUUGCACGCUGCCGUGCUCCGUGGCCUGCGUGCCCCGUGCCCCUCUCGUUGCUGCCUCGCACCCCCCUCUGCUCCCCGCGCCGACGUCCGCGCUCGUCGCACCCCUGUACGCAUCCCCAGCCGUGCCCCACCACUGCUAGCCGACGGCCGCCCCCUGCCCCGCGCCAGCACCCCCGCGACAACGGCGGCCGACCGCGCCUCCGCCGCCCUGUUCCCCUGCCAGCGCAGCGCCCUGUUGCUGCCGCGCGGCCCCUGGCCGCCGGCGCUCGCGCCCGCGAGCCCCGUGGCUCUGCUCCGCUCCACCCCCCGUUAA
Aegilops tauschii subsp. strangulata is the source of this 1380-nucleotide messenger RNA. NCBI's taxonomy places the organism in Eukaryota, Viridiplantae, Streptophyta, Magnoliopsida, Poales, Poaceae. The record is from RefSeq and is a predicted model, not a curated record.